Molecule: messenger RNA, 2713 nt
Organism: Notechis scutatus (mainland tiger snake)
Lineage: Eukaryota; Metazoa; Chordata; Lepidosauria; Squamata; Elapidae
Source: RefSeq, a predicted model, not a curated record
GGGGGUGGAAGGUGCAAAAUGGCUGCGCCUGCGAGCUCGUGGGGCGAGUAAUGGGGCUUCUUGGGAAUAACCCCCUUCCUGCGAUCCCGAAAACAUCGUUUAAUAAGAUCGGGAUUUGCUGCUUGGGAGGGAAGACAUGGAUACUCCUGCAGACACCUGGGACAAUAUCCAUGCUCACUUAACUUUCCUGUGGCUGAACCGAUUUUACCUCUAUUCAUGUGCAGCUUUUGGAAUCAGCCUUUGGUUUUGCUUCCAGUUCCUCAACAAAGCCAAAGAGCAGAACAAAACUCGCCUUGCAGAAUUAAACCUUUCAAAAAUCACAGCUGCCAAAAAAGAACAGCAAGAUCCAAGCUUUGAGAAAGUCCAUGUAGCUGGAGUGAAGGUAUUCUAUGGUUCCCAGACUGGAACAGCAAAGCGGUUUGCACUGGUACUUACUGAAGCUGUUGCCUCCAUUAAUUUGCCAGCAGAAAUUAUUGACCUGCAAGAUUAUGAUCCAGAUGAUUCUCUCAUAGAUGAGAUAAGCAGCCAGAAUAUCUGCGUGUUCUUAGUUGCCACUUACACUGACGGCAAACCAACAGAGAAUGCUGCAUGGUUCUGCAAGUGGCUGGAAGAGGCGGCCAAUGACUUCAGAGUUGGCAAAGCAUAUCUGAAGGGCUUGCGAUAUGCUGUCUUCGGUUUGGGAAAUUCAGUGUAUGCUGACCACUUCAACACUGUGAGCAGGAAUGUUGACAAGUGGCUAUGGAUGCUGGGUGCUCGACGCAUUUUGUCAUGUGCUCGAGGAGACAGCAAUGUGGUGAAGAGCCAGCAUGGAAGCAUUGAGGCUGAUUUUGAGGCUUGGAAGGCCAAGUUGCUCAUGAGGCUUCAAGCUCUUGCCAAAGGGGAACAGAAGGCCUGUAGUGGGAGAUGCAAAAAAGAGCAAUGUAGAUCCAAAUCAAAAGUGAGCCAAGAAGCAAAAGAACAAGAGACCUCAGAGCAUGCGGAGAAAGAAGAAGAGGAUUUCUUUGAAACCACAAGUGAGGAGGAAUCUGAUACAGAGAAUGGUAGAGGUGCAGAUCAGGUUGUGGAUGUUGAAGAUUUGGGCAAAGUGAUGGACCAAAUGAAGAAAUCCCAGAAAGAGCAUCAGACUAACGGAGAGGUUCCCAUUGGAGUUGGAACUCAACAUGGCAGAGGGGAGGACGAGAGAAGAGAGAUGAUCACCCCUGCUCUUCGAGAUGCACUCACAAAGCAAGUCAAUGCUUCGUGGGAGAGGAGGCUGUUACAAGCACACCUUUUAUGGCAUGAAAGCCAUCGCUGUAUGGAGACCACACCGAGCUUGGCUUGUGCUAAUAAAUGUGUCUUCUGUUGGAGACACCACACAAAUCCUGUUGGCACAGAGUGGCGAUGGAAGAUGGACCAGCCAGAGAUGAUCUUGAAGGAGGCCAUUGAGAACCAUCAGAAUUUGAUCAAACAGUUUAAAGGAGUCCCUGGCGUGAGAGAUGAUCGCUUCAGAGAAGGGAUGGAGGCCAAGCAUUGUGCAUUGUCCCUUGUUGGGGAGCCAAUCAUGUACCCCCAGAUCAACCAGUUCCUAAAGCUGCUGCAUCAUCGCAACAUUUCAAGUUUUUUGGUUACAAAUGCGCAGUUUCCAGAGGAAAUUAGGAAUCUCCAGCCUGUCACACAGCUGUAUGUCAGUGUGGAUGCCAGCACCAAAGAUAGUCUGAAGAAGAUUGAUCGACCUCUUUUUAAAGACUUUUGGCAGCGGUUCCUAGAUAGCUUGCAAGCCUUAGCUGAAAAGCGACAACGCACUGUCUACAGGUUAACACUGGUGAAAGCUUGGAAUGUGGAGGAGCUGAAAGCUUAUUCAGACUUGGUGUCUCUUGGCAAGCCAGAUUUCAUAGAAAUAAAGGGCGUGACAUACUGUGGGGAAAGUUCAGCCAGCAACCUCACCAUGGCCAAUGUCCCUUGGCAUGAAGAAGUGACGCACUUUGUGCAAGACCUGGCUGACCUCCUCCCAGACUAUGAAAUUGCCAGCGAACACGAGCACUCCAACUGUCUCCUCAUUGCGCACAAGAAGUUCAAGAUAGAAGGGAAAUGGCACACCUGGAUUGACUAUGAUCGUUUUCAAGAAUUGGUCCAUGAAUAUGAACAGAGUGGAGGAAUUAAAACAUUCACUUCUGCUGACUAUGUAGCACUGACUCCUCCUUGGGCAAUAUUUGGAGCUAAGGAAAGAGGCUUUGACCCAGUGGACACAAGAUUUCAACGAAAAAACAAAAUAAAGGACAUCUCUGGAUGCUGACAACUUUAAAAUCGGACCAAACAAUCAGAAUUUUUGGUUUUUACACUAACAUCAGAAAGCGUUGCAUAAAACUUGAGACUUCUACCGUAUUUCUUUUGGGGCUGUCCAAAGUGGGUUUUUUUUUCCUUUUAUUCUACCCAGAGGAAAAUGGUAAGUUAUAUGUUUUUUAAAAGGCAGGUAGAUGCUAUGAAUUUAUCCUUCCCAUAUCUCUAAGUGAGAGAGAGAUACAGGUAGUCCUUGACUUAUGAUCAUAAUUGAGCCAGGAAUUACUUCUGUCAUAACUUUAAACAGUUGCUAAGCAACAGAUUAAGUGUAAUUUCACUUUCCACCCAUAUGCAUCCUCCUUACUUUUCCAUUUCUCAUUCUAAUCCAGAAGUGGACAGCUGUGCCCUUUCAGGUCCACAAUUUUUGCAGUCCUCACAGCACCCAGAAUGGUCAUGG